CACACACACACACAUGCACGCGCGCUCCCUGCUCGUACACAGUCCUCUUCGUGCACUGACUUUAACUCUAUUUUAUUCCUCCAAAGAAAUUCUUUCGUGAAAUGAAGGAUGUCACCGUGUUCUGCUGUCUGCUCACUACAGCUGCAAUGAUGAUCCAGUGUGAACCCUGACCCUGUGAACACUGAGAGCUUGGAAACGAUGUCACUCCAUCAGUUGGUGCUGGUGAAAUUUCACUACGAAUACACGACACGCGAAGGCAGGCAAGUGUCCAUCAAACCCAACGAACGCUACGUACUGGUGGCCAAAACCAAUGACCACUGGUGGUAUGUACGCAAGGAUGAGGUGACCAAGCCUUUCUUUAUCCCAGCCCAAUAUGUCACAGAGUUGCCUUCUGAAAGUGAGACUACUCAACUUUCAGGUCAGCAGGAUGGACAGGAUAUUCUAAAUUCUCCAGCAAAGGAUAUUACAUAUUCUGACACAGUGCCGCCUGUGUCUCUGGAGGUGAUUGCUAAAGACCAAAAAGCCAUCAAGACUCCUAAUGAAAAGGACCAAUACGGGAUCUCUAUGUUUGUCAUUCCAAGUGAUGAGUUCAAAGACAAAUCCUUGGAGAAUGAGCCUUGGGAGGUUAAAACUGAACCGAUGGAUCUUAGCCGAGACGGUUUGACAAAUUCUUUACCUCUAGUUGAUGGGGAAAGUACAUAUGCCGUCUCCCAAAAACACAUCCCGGAUACUACCUUGCAAAAAACAGUAACAGAGCCAAGUGAGAUUAAAACCGACCUCAACGAAGAUAUUCAAAUGCUCAUACGGGCUGGCUGGGACCCAAAAAUAUGGGAUCUCAAGGAAGACCAUAUAUAUGACUCUGUAGAUCCUGUAAAGGAUUCGGUGGCUCAGGAUACUAAAGAUCUACCACUGAUCUCUCCAGUUUCUCCUUCGUGUAUGUCCCUACCAUUUUCUCCACAGCAGAGUCCCGGUUCUCCUAUUGACAUACCAAGUCCAUUCGCUGAUAAGGUUGAGAAUGAGGAUCUCUCGGCAGUGUACGUAAACCUGCCCAGGAUACGUCAGAGCAUCGGCAGCUUGUCCUCCGCUUCUGCUUGGGGUGUUUCAGAGCCUUCUGAACUCAACGACACUCUUCUUCUAGGCUCCAGGGGAUGGGAGAUCCACACUGACGAGGAGAGCGGAAAAGAGUACUACUAUCAUCCCAGCACAGGCCGUAGCACUUGGGAUUAUCCUCUUAGCUCCGUAAUGGAGACUGAGGUGGGGACUAAGGAGAUUCCUGUCUCCCCAACACCAUCCCUGUCCCCAGCCUGUUCACCCACAGGUGGAACAAAAUGGACAUCAGAUUGGGAAAAGGUGCUGGACGAGAAGAGUGGCAGACACUUCUUUUUUAACCCCGUCUCUGGAGAGAGUUCCUGGGACCCACCGGAUGGUCUGCUGACUCCUCCUCUAUCAGGCAACAGCCUACAGGAUGGGCUACCGCCUCCCCUCCCUGAGGAAGACUACCCUCAUGAAGAAGAUGGUCCGGCAACUCUGGGCACAGAGGAAGUUUUAUCCUUUGCCGGUUCAUCGGAAUACUCAUUGGCCCAUGUGAAAAAAGCUCUCAUUCCAAGAGCGUGUCUAGACCGCAGUAUUCCUGCAGGCUGGACGCUGAACAUUGACCCUGAUGGAGUCUGGAUCUUCACCAACGAUCAUACCCAAGAGCAGUGGGUGAAGUCACUGGAUGAUCGGGGACAGACAUAUUACUACCUGAAAGAUGGAUCCAAGUCUGAGUGGAACUUACCUGAACUUUCCGCUGGUUUGCGACAGUGCAAAGUGGGAAAUGGUGGAACCGUGGGGCAGGAUGGACUUGGCUCAAUGAGAACCUGGAGGAACAGCACCGGAUCUCAAGAUGAGAAAUUUCCCAUAAGUCAUCGCAGGAACGCUUCAGACAGUGAUAUGUUCGGCUCUCCAGAAACGCUGCAUAACGUUUCAAAUUUAGAGAAAGCUGGAAUCCUUAACAAGACCAAGAUUUCCGAGAACGGGAAAAAAGUACGAAAGAACUGGGCUCAGUCAUGGACUGUUCUUCAUGGAGGGGUUCUGAUAUUCCACAAGGAUCCAAAGUCCAACCCAACAGGAACAUCAAGCAAGAUCAAUCAGAUCGUUCCAGAAUUCACUGUGGAGUUGAAAGGAGCGACGAUCGGAUGGGCCGCAAAGGAGAAGUCCAGCAAAAAGAAUGUUUUGGAGCUAAAAAGUCGGACUGGGGCAGAAUACUUGAUUCAGUAUGAUACUGACAGCAUCAUCACCGACUGGCAUAAAGUAAUAACAGACACCAUACGGCAAAUUGACAUGGAGCAGCACCAUUCAGAUGAUGACGAGGAAGCCAGUGAAAAGUCUUCUAGCACGGAAAAGGAGGACAAAUCAAGCGGAGACAAGCGACGAUUGAGUAAUGCAGGUCGGCAGCUUUCCACUACUUCCACGUCUGAGUCAGACCAGAAGAAGGUCCGCAACAAGCUCCGCAAGUUUCUCCUCAAGAGGCCUACUUUGCAGUCAGUCAAGGAAAAAGGCUAUAUUAGAGAAAACGUCUUUGGCUGUCAUCUGCAAAAUCUCUGCGCUCAGGAAAGGACCACGGUGCCCAGUUUUGUGAUGAAGUGCAUCAGGACAGUAGAGAAAAGAGGUUUGGGGGUCGAUGGAAUCUACAGAGUUAGCGGGAACUUAGCCAUUAUUCAGAAGCUACGUUUCAAGGCUGAUCACGAGGAUCUAGAUCUGGAGGAGGGUCCCUGGGACAUCCACGUCAUUACAGGAGCCUUAAAGCUCUUCUUCAGGGAAUUACAAGAGCCCCUGUUCCCUUACAGUCACUUCAACAGCUUUGUCCAGGGCAUCAAAAUUCCAGACUACAACAGCAAAAUUUCCUAUAUACGUGAUUUGGUGAAAUCUUUACCGCAAUACAAUCAUGACACAAUGGAGGCGCUGUUUAGCCAUUUAAGGAAAGUUAUCGAGCAUGGAGAUGUGAACAGGAUGUCUCUGCAGAACGUGGCCAUCGUCUUCGGCCCGACGUUGCUCAGACCCGAAAUGGAGUCAGCGAACAUUACUGCGUACAUGGUCUUCCAGAACCAGAUCAUUGAGUUCAUCCUCAGUGAAUUUGAAGCAAUCUUUCACAUGUGAGAGCCUGAAAAGUCUGCACCGGCAAUUCAUGUUAAAUUAUUUAACAGAAUACGAAAUAUUCGAACGAAGAAAAAAAAAGUCAAUAAGGGUCAGCUGUCAUUCUACGAUAUUUUGCUAUGAGCCAUGUUAGUAUUUUGGGCUUAGUAUUUCUUUAACCUGUUUAAUACUCUUGAUCAUAUUAGAUGGAAAUGCCCAUAUAGACAUAAUAACUUGAAUGAGAUGUUGGUGGUGUAUGGAAAUAUCGCUCUCAGAACAUAAUGUGAAAUACUAGAAAAUAUAAAUGACUAGAAUUCAAAUUCAUUUUUUUACACUCGAUGGGUUUUUUCUCAGACAUAAUCAAUCAAUCAAGCGAGUGCUGCAUAGAUAGAAUCCUGGUAAUGACCACAUACCUCAGCAUAUGGAAAUAUUUAAUUCAAAAUAUUCAUAACACUGCUUUUAGCCUUAAUAUGGAAAAAUACAUCGAACUGGUUAACUCUCAACCAUGUGGUUUAAAGAUAUUAUAUAGCUAUUAGAAGCAGUUUCUAGAGACAUGAGCCUUUUUUUAGAACGUUAGCAGAGGUUUGUUUCUGUUAUACCAUGUUGUCUUUUUGUCAUAAUACUGCCAUCUAUACUCAUCUUACCGUAUAUUACUAUAAAUGGGGGACAGUAGAUUGUACAGACUUUUAGUUAUUAUAAUAGUUCUGUAUUUAUUAGCACGAAAGUAAACCUUCACUCUGUAAAAUUGAUUUGCACAUAGACGAACUUGGAUCCUGAUUGAAAUAAAGAGCCUAGUUGUAAAGAUUUAUAAAGCAUUAAUAUUUUAUAUAAAACAAAAAGAUAAAUAAGGCAUAUUGUGUUUGUGUUUCCAUUGUGUACAUACGAAAGGCAUAUUUAUGCUAUGCGUUGCUUAUGAAGAAUUUUUAAUAAAGUAACUUUUACAUUUAAAGUCA
Tachysurus vachellii is the source of this 4067-nucleotide messenger RNA. It is a transcript of the gene arhgap27, whose product is annotated as Rho GTPase activating protein 27. Gene Ontology annotation, biological process: regulation of GTPase activity; signal transduction. Gene Ontology annotation, cellular component: cytoplasm. Gene Ontology annotation, molecular function: protein binding. The coding region runs from base 199 to 3138 and encodes 979 amino acids. The transcript is spliced from 18 exons. NCBI's taxonomy places the organism in Eukaryota, Metazoa, Chordata, Actinopteri, Siluriformes, Bagridae. The record is from RefSeq and is a predicted model, not a curated record.